Zasmidium cellare ATCC 36951 is the source of this 990-nucleotide messenger RNA. RefSeq lists its product as uncharacterized. The record is from RefSeq and is a predicted model, not a curated record. The transcript has a single exon. The coding region runs from base 1 to 990 and encodes 329 amino acids. Lineage: Eukaryota; Fungi; Ascomycota; Dothideomycetes; Mycosphaerellales; Mycosphaerellaceae.
AUGCCAUCUUUUUCACAACUCUCAGCAUUACUGCUGCUACCCGCCGCGAUAUCAGCCGUCACAUUCGACUGCAAACACAUCCGAGCCGGCGGCAAGGACUUCAACUUCGAAAAGCUCGGCGGACCUAAAGAGGUCAACUAUCAACGCCUGACCUCUCCCUCGAUUACCAACACGACUUUCACAAUCGACGUCUGCAAACCGCUGACGAAGAGCAAAGGGAAGGACAAGGCAAAGGAAGAAUGUCCGACGGGGACGCGGGUGUGUGGUGUGGAGCGCAUAUACGAGGAUGGCCAGACGCUCGUGAGGGAGGUCAUUCCUAUUGCCGGCGAAUUUGGCACGUCUGAUUCCCGUCAUCUGGACCCAAAGGUUACGAGGUUAAAGGACAGUGAAAGCAAUUCGGACUCGGAGCGCGAAGGUUUGAGGGCAGAACUGCAUGGUGGAUUGUGGGAGAAGAAGCCGCAGAAGGCUAUCAUCGAGUUUAUCUGCGAUCCUGAAAUGGAGGGCACGGAAGGGUUCGAGGAUUCGAAGGAAAUGGAUGUGUCUUCGUACGGCAGCAUGGAGAAGAGAGACGACGAAGAGGGCGAUGGAGAUGACGAGGACGACAAUCGCAAAUUGCCCGACCUUGAUGGGGACAAGGCAUUGCAGUGGAAGAGCUACAGGGAUGAAAAGGAUGACACCGGGGUGCUUCGUUUGGAAUGGAAAACAAAGUACGCCUGCGAAGAUGCGGCGGACACGAAGCCCUCGGACGGCAAGAAGGGUGGUAGCUGGGGCUUCUUCACCUGGUUCUUGAUCAUCGUCUUCUUGCUCGCGGCGUCUUACAUCAUCUUUGGAUCCUGGCUGAACUACAACCGCUACGGCGCGAGGGGCUGGGACUUGCUUCCUCACGGUGACACCAUACGGGAUUUGCCUUAUAUCGUGAAGGACAUCAUCAGCAGCAUGAUGGACAAGCUGAAAGGUGGAGGGUCAAGGGGAGGAUAUAGCGCUGUAUGA